Messenger RNA from Schistosoma haematobium, 6263 nucleotides. Its product is annotated as THO complex subunit 5, variant 2. The transcript is spliced from 17 exons. Lineage: Eukaryota; Metazoa; Platyhelminthes; Trematoda; Strigeidida; Schistosomatidae. The coding region runs from base 171 to 2357 and encodes 728 amino acids. Gene Ontology annotation, molecular function: mRNA binding. Gene Ontology annotation, biological process: mRNA export from nucleus; positive regulation of DNA-templated transcription, elongation. The record is from RefSeq and is a predicted model, not a curated record. Gene Ontology annotation, cellular component: THO complex part of transcription export complex.
GAAAUAUGCCUUUCUGUAGCCGGGAGUGUGUCUCCUUCAUUAAGAUGCAGAGUUCAAAGAACAAACAAUCCAGCAGUAUUUGGACGUUCGAGUUUUGAAGCGUCAAGUUUGUAUAAAGCGUUACGGCGUCACUGAGUAAUCUAAUAACAAACUUAGUCUGCUUCGGGAUAAUGUCUAAUAAAGGCAAAUCACAAGAUGAGGCUCUCAAUAAUGAAAAUUCAAAGUCAACAAAUUCAUUCUAUCAUGAAGAGAAUUCUGUGAAAUUGGAUGGAAGUGCUCACGAUCUUUUACAAUUCCGAGAUUGUUGUGAAUCAUUACGCGAGUUCAUAAAAAAUACAUGGCAGCGUAAAAAAUCACAGGAGAAGAUUAAUGCUUCGCAGUUUGCCUUUCUGAUGAUAUCUAUCAAGGAGUUGAACAGAAGAACUCAGUUUAGGAUUCGAAAAUCUCGAGAAAUAACUGCAGAGAAUAAGAAUAAAGUGGAUCAGUUGCACUUAGGUUUGCAGAAUCUUUUAUAUGAAGUCGCUCACCUUGAAAAUGAAAUUCAAACAUGUUUAGAAUUUAGGUCUCUACAUGAAGAUAUAAAAUUAAUUCCGGUAGAAGAGUUCUAUGAGAAAACUGGGCGCAAAGUUGGAAGCUUAUCAGAACAUCAGGAGACUUUGGAGCGUCUUCAUUGGGAGCUUGAACAACGAAAGGCUUUAUCUGACUCUUGUGAUAAACUAAAAAGUGCUGUUGAAUCUACUUCACAAACAAUUAAAAAGAAACGGAAUUAUUUAGCUAGUUUUGGUCCAAAGUUGAAGGAUGUUGCUGAAAGUACUUUAAUUAUCCAGGAACUAAUGGACUUACCAUUUACCAACGAGAAUGAACAGUAUAAUUUGGCGUUUCUUCUACCUUCACCACUGUACAUUCUGUAUUCUCUCUUAAAGUCAUACAUAUCUAUGUCAGUUGUUCUUCUUGUUGUAGGAAAAAAAUCAGAAUUUUCUGUAUCAAUCGAAGGUGAUUCGGAAUUGGCCAAAGCUGUUAAUCAAACAACAGAACAAACGGAAUCCCAGUCUUCACCACAGGAAGCUGAUGAUUCUGAUGUAGAUGAUGGAGAGGGGAAUAAAAAACGCAAGAAGAAACGUUAUGCGACAGAAUGCAUCGAUGAUACAGAUAAAGAGUUUAUCAAUGAAAAGACUAUUAAAUUCCAUCCAUUAACUGUUUCGUUAACGGUUUCUGUCCCUAAAAAUUCAGAUAUACCAUUGAGUGAACGUGGUUUUAGUAUCAAAUUAUCAUUCGCUUGGAUGUUAGAUUUACAUCUGGUAACGGUGAGAUUACAGUUUUCAGCAGACAAAACUGCUUCACUUCCCCGAUCAAAAACUGGAAAUAGCUUGCUUAAUUCUGAACAGCUUUUGUCCAGUUUACAAUGGUCUUGUGAUCAACUUCGCUUCGGUGGUUGUAGUUCAGAUAUACCUAUUUUAUUUCUUCCUAAUUCACAAAAAUCGAUUACAUGGAAUGCAUGCGAAUUCGUCGGACGACCAUAUUCGUGGGCUCAACAACUAUCAGGCAUUAACUGCUUUCCAGAUAGGUUAUCUGAUAAUAAAUUAUGUGAACGAUCACCAAAAUCUGCCGAUUCAGAACAUUUUGGGGAAAUUGAAUCUUGGUUAAAAUCUCUUCAAUCGCGAAUUAUUGACAGACUAUAUCUUAUUGAAGAGCUUUCAGAAAUUGAACGCUGCAACUUGUUGUUAUCACCCGAGCAACAACAGUUAAUCCCCUCUGAUGUUGAACUUCACAUUAUUCGGUGGAAGAAUUCUGAUUUCGAAACUUUACAGUCCGUUCCUCGUGCUCAGGUUAUGAUAGCUUUAAAUGUAAUUCGUUCUGAAGACUCAGUAUUCCAGUGUCACAUUGGAAGAGAUGAAAACUAUUUUGUCACUGUAUGGGUCUGUAUCCCACCUCAGUAUCCACAUAAAGCGCCAUUACUAAUUAUGGACGGUCUAAUCAAUUUUGUCAGUCCCAGUGGUACACAUAAUACGGAGGAUGUUGUCACUGACUUAUCUGAUCUUCAUAUACAGGAAUUAGAAACUGAAGUCAACUGUUAUUGGCAAGAAUUUUUCACUUCAUCUAUAUAUCAAAAUAAUAGUCAUACGGUUGUAAACGAUGUUGAUAAUACUAAUGAUAUUACUUCUAAUAAUAUUAUAAAUUCCGAUAAGUCGUUUUAUAAUGGUAAUCAGUGUGUCGGAUUAAGUAAAUGGAAUCGAAAUAUAUUAUCUUGUCAGUUAGCUAGAUGUGCUGCUUGUAUCGAUGCAUUAUGUCGUGAUCAAAUAAUUUGGAAAAAUUCGUUGAAAUCAACAAACAGUUCAUGUGUUCGUUCUGUUAGGUAAGUAAACAUUUUUUCUAUGCUGUUUGGUUUUUUGCAUAUCUUCUUGGUGAUAUAGGAAUAAACUUUGAAAUUUUCAUAUUGUUUAAUCACUCCUCGAGCCUAAAUACUUAUUGGUCAAGUCUGAGAUUACUUUAAAUAUAUCAUGUUGAGUAUGAUUAAAUAAUGAAAUUAUUAGUCUUACAUUUUGUCUUAGGACUGAUAAUACUGUCCAGUUAUUCAAAAUUUCAUUGGUAGUUUUAAUUUCGAACCCUUAGCCUAUUGGAUGAAAGUUAUACACUUAAACAUUUAUUAUGUUCGUCAACAUUUUCUGUACAAAAUAAAGCAGUAGCUUACUAGAUUUAAAACUAUACUAAUAAGUACAAUCGUAAAAGGUUGUGAUAAAUAUUUUUCUUCAUGAAAUCUCUUGGUUCUCACACUAAAGAAUUGUAUACAAACUUCGGAUCUUGUAUUUUAAUCUGUUGGGUACAAUCUAACACGUUUAUGGAACAUGAUUAGUUGAUUUUAUUUCAUUUAACUGUUCAUUUGUACAAUAUAUAUACUGUAUUAAUUAAAUCAAAAUCAGCUGUUAGUAACUUUCCAAAUAAAUUCGUUCCCAAAAUAUGUUAAAUGGAGCAAAUUUCAAGGACAGUUAUCAGUCUGUUGGAAAAAGUUGGUAUAUAUUCGUUACAUUUACAAGCAGCUUUAAAAAUAGCGAGUAGAUUCGCUCGUUGAUUCACAGAGUAUUCUCCUUCUAACCAAUCAGUUUCCCUGUGUUAACAUCUAAGUUCAGAAUUUUACUUCAGUGUUCCUUAAACGAUUUCAAAAUUUCACUAAGUGUAAAUAUACCUUAGAAUCUAGUAGUCAGAAUUCACUUUUUGAGUUGAAGGCAGAGACACAACAUCUAGUUACUGCUAAACAAUAUUCCCUUUCUUAUGAACUAAUGACAGUAAGAAGCCUAGGAUCAACAGAACAACCUACGAGGUUAAAUCUAUACUUUUGUCUAAAUAUUUUGUGUUUCAGUGUUUGAACGUUAAAGUUGUGAACUUAUUUUUAUGAUUGUAUAUCGGGUGUAAAAAAACCCUACUCUAUUUAUAUCUUAAUAAACAAUCUUAUAUAGUGUACUCUUCCAGUUAAUGUCCUUUUUAUCUAUGGUAGGUUUUAUGGUUUAGAAUUAUUUAUUUAAAAAAAUCUUUUAUUUAAAUUAAUCAUACAUGGACAGAAAUCUCUUUUUAACAAAUAGUUUUUUUUCUCCACAUUUUAGGUUGAUAGUUUACUAUGUCAGUUUUAUUUGUGUAUAUGUAUGACCUAUAUUCUAUUUAUUGAAUUGAAUUCAGUUUUAAUGCUUCAUAGAUAACAUGUUCUUCUGUGUUGUAACUAUUAAAAAAAAAAACAACUUUUUUUCUUCUAAUAGGUAUCCAACAAGAAGUCGUCCUCUUCGUUACUUACCUUCACCGGGUGCAUUUGUUCAUCGUUAAUAAUAUCUAUAGAUUGUUUUCCACUCAUCUCUUAUUGUUUGUAUAAGUGUACUUAAACGCUUCGGAUAUUUUUGUAAAUCUUUAUUAUUAUUACUUUUCUGUUAAAAGGAAUGUAAUUUUUCCUUAUUGUCUAGUUUUUAAAAUAUAUAUAUAUAUAUAUGCUACAAUUUUUGUACUGAUAGACUCUAAACUGGAUAACAUUAUUGCAUUUUUAUGGUAAAUCUGAACUAAAUAUACAUUGGUUUGUACAUAACAUUUUGAUGGAAAAUGAUUGACGUGUCAUUUGUUUUCAACAAUAUUGGAAAUGAAUGAAAAGUUUAAUUCCUACUAGGUGGUUUUUAAAUCAAUAAAUAUCCUUCUCUAAAUGUUUAAAUUCCUUAAUAACAUUUGCUAUUUCAGUUAACUAGCUUUCUUUUUGUCAACCAAAUUAAGAAUUUUUCUGUAUAUGACCUUUGGAGGUAGAUAAAACUGUGAAUUUCAGUUUAUGUUAUAUGGAUUACUUUUUGUAUCAUUAUCAGUUGAUGGGUCGGUGAUGAAAUUCAUUUAGCUGAUUGUUUUUUUAAAAAAAACCCUAAAUUCCAUCGAAUACUACUGUAUUGAUGUGAGUUGUUUAGUUUGUGUUCAAACGAUGAUCUAUUAAAAUGUUCAUGAGUGGAGAAAAAAAAGCCUUGGGAUUAAAAUCAACAUAUUCAGAGAACGUUUGUAGAAUAAAUAAGAAUUAAAAUUUUCAGCAACAGUUUAGAUAUUCAAGCAAGUUCCUAAUGGUGUAGUCAAAUGGUUGUUUUGUCAGAAUCUCUGCUUUUUGGAGAGUGAUCCCAUCAACGUUAAGUGCUGAGAUGACGUAGUUCUUUUUGACGAGGAUUUUGAAAUAAUUCGGGUUGUUUUGGGUCUUCAGUAGCAACGCAAGUUUAUUUGGGAUUCAGUUCUGUUCCUCUAAGUUAGAAAUGUUGCUUCAGGACUGGUUUGCGUCAGUGUUUUACCUUUCGUUUUCUAAAUUUCUAGUUUAGUGUAAUUCCAUACGUUUAAUUCAAUAUUAUGUUUAUCUUCCGGAUUAUAUCUUCUAUGUUUGGCACUCCACCACAGUUAUUAUUUUAGUUUCCUUACUUUUCAUCGCUUCAAUUUAUUUGCAAUGUGUGGUAACUUGGGCGGUAAUGCACUUAUGCCAGGCCAUGAGUUAUCUCUGACUCACUACCUAUCGGGGAUGAAUAGACUUCUGAAUUUCGACUGUCGUAAUAAUUAUUAAUUUUAUACCUGUUAGCACGUCAUACAAAAGUUUCUUUCAUCGGAAAUUCAUGAUUGCCAUUAGUCGUUAUUAAUCGAGCCAAUAUUGAUAUGAUCUAGUUGCAAAUGACCGUUCCGUGCUGCACUGUGUCCUCGCCCUCUCGAAUACAGAUUGUACGAAGUUGAUUUUAUUAUAUGUUCUUGGGUUGUUGCUGCCGCGGAAAAAUGAAGAAAAAAUAUAAAGACUAUCUUUCAAAAGAACGGCUACCCAAUCAAGUUCAUCAAAAAAAUCAAACAAAAGCAUUAGCAGAAACAAAAUCAGGUACAGAAACCAACAAACGGAUCAUCUUACCAUAUAUAAAAGGCAUAUCAGAAAUUAAGAGAUUGUUGAAGCUUUUUGAAAUAGGUUAACACACAAAUUAAAAUCACUUCAAUCGAUCCCAUGCAAAUUAAAGGUCGUAAUGACAAAUUAAGGAAAGUUGAACAUCUACAAAAUAAAUUGUUUUAACUAUGAAAAUCUCUACAUCAGACAAAGCGGACAGCCUCUUCAUCUACGCCUGCAUGAACAUCAAUUAGCGGUUAAACGCCAUGACAUUUUCGCUUAUAUCAAUCGAUGUGGACAUACGUUGAACUGGGGAAAUGUUGAGAUCUUAGAUCGAGGGCAUACCAAAAGCACCAGGGAAUUUUUAGAGGCUUGGCACUCAGGUCAGUCAACAAACACACUGAAGUCGAUCCAAUUUAUCAAUCAAUCGAAAAAACUAUGGGCAAAUAUAGGACCAAGAAUCAAAUGAAAGAGAGAUACAACCAAAAUAAGGAAGUGAUAAGUUAAAGAUCAGUAAUGAUCAACUAAGAUCGAGGUCUACAAGACACUUCACUCCUACCUGAAGUUUGUGCUGAUGAUGUCCGGAAGAACGACGACAGCUCCAAGACUAAACCAUCCAGCUUAGCGAAUAAAACUUCACUAAAAUUAUUUGACAUUUCUAACCAUUUGUUUUAUCAUGUUACUUGCCGAUAACGGAUCAAAUGUCAGGUCAACUAGUGGUCCCUUGUUAUAUUAGUUUUAGUAGAAGUGAGGUUAGUAUUGAUUUAAUGUGCAAAUUAUUUUUAAUCAAAAUUUUAGCGAUUAAGUCAACAAAUAAAUGUAUCCAUAUUCGGUUUCAACAGUAUUGCUUACGCUUUUCAGUGAUUUGUAUAGUUUGACUCAGUGUAGCAUUGAAUACCUGUCUAUUUUU